Toxotes jaculatrix (banded archerfish) is the source of this 2101-nucleotide messenger RNA. It is a transcript of the gene cd22, whose product is annotated as cd22 molecule. Lineage: Eukaryota; Metazoa; Chordata; Actinopteri; Toxotidae. The record is from RefSeq and is a predicted model, not a curated record. The coding region runs from base 50 to 1168 and encodes 372 amino acids. The transcript has 7 exons.
GGUGGAGCACAGACCAACUGAUCUCUCUCAUGCAUGGAGUACGUGUAGCAUGAUUUUGGUUCAUCUAAAUCUUCACAAAUCUCAAACGUUUGUGUUUUGCCUUGACAUGGAGAAGAUGAUCACAAUGCUGGUGGCUCUGUUUCUGAGGGAAGUGGCUGGGAGGUCUGGUUGGUCAGUGACAUUUGAAAACCCAAAUCCUUGUGCUUUAAAGGGAUCGUCUGUGGAGUUCAGGUGCUCAUACAACUACACAGAUGGGGAAACGGUUAGAAGGACUGCAUGGUUCAAAGGGGAAGUAAUAUCUGGCAUCUUGAAACGCAUUGAGCUUUCAGACCUUCCUUCAUAUGAAAAUCGUUCUGAAUAUCUGGGUGACAAGCAGCACGACUGUAGCCUUGCAGUUCACAACCUGCAGGAUAAUGACACUGGAUAUUACUUCUUCAGGUUUGAUACGGACACGUAUGGAUGGCGUAGUAAACAAUCAGUGUAUCUGUCUGUCACAGAGCUGACAGCCAGAGUGUACCCGCAGAGGGUGAGAGCAGGAGACACCGUCACUCUUGAAUGUAGAAUAUCCUGCCAACUUCACAGCACGGUCUGGUUCAGAGACGGACAUCCAGUGGCCAAGCCAGUGUUCCAGGCUCAGGCAGAGGAUUCUGGAAGUUAUUCCUGUGCUGUGGAAGGACAGGAGUCAGAGCAAUCUGACCCUGUGGUCCUGGAUGUUCAGUAUCCUCCAUUAAAUGUGUCCAUUGAGGUGAGUCAUCCUGGCCACCUGACAGAGGGCAGCAGUGUGAACCUGACCUGCAGCAGUGCAGCUAACCCUGCAGCAGACAACUACACCUGGUACAAGGCCACUGUUUCCAACUCCAGCUCUGUGCUCCAGGUGGGCUCAGGACAGGUGCUGUCUCUUUCCUCUGUGGAGGCGUCCCAUGCUGGACUCUACCUCUGCCAGGCCAGGAACAGAGUGGGGGAUGACAACUCAACAGAGGUGCUGCUGACAGUUCAUCAAACAGAGAGUGAGAUUAACCAUUUCAUCCUCCUCGUUGGUAUUGGAGUCAAAGUUGUUAUUGCGCUGUUGCUUCCACUGAUCAUUAUCUGGGCUUGGCGGAAGAGACACAAUUCUGCUGUGGACAAAAAGGACCAGGACCAGGAUUAUGAAAACAUCAGAAGCAUCUAAAUGGGUAAAAAAAAAAACAAAAAAACAAAGCACAGAACAGGGUUUGACAGAAGGAAAUGUCUAGUUAAAGAAGCUACAGAAGCAUGAAGAUGUCUGAUCACACUAGACACAGAACUUGACAUUGUGGCACAGGAAUGUCUGUGGUUUGUCUCCUGCCGGCUCCACCAAUAUUUCUGCUGGAGUUAGAGCUGAGCAGCAAGUUUGACUGCAUAAAAAAAUGCAGCUCCACCAUUCACUCUUUCCUGCUUCUGUUUGUGUCAUCUUACAUCUCAACAUAACCUCUCCUGCCUUGUAACAGUGAUAACAGCAAUAAUCAUUAUCAGUCACAGCUCUCCUGGAUGAAUAUGCUUCUUAUAUUUAUUAUGACAGUGUUUUAUGCCCGUAUAUUACAUUCAUAACCGUAAUAUAUUUAAAUGGAUAUUUAACUGAUCAAAUCCACUUUGAACAGCGCUGAUCAUUUUUGAGUGGAGUGACUGGCUCACUGCAGGUUCAGCAGACUGUAGUCAGAAUCAAAACAACUGUAUGCUGCCCCCUUCAGUUUAAGAUGCACAUGUAGGUUAUGCUCGGGUUAGGGUUGCCUUGAUACGUUCAGUCUUACAACAUAUCUGUUUACAUAAUUAACCUCAAUCUGGGGUUCAGACGGGUUCAGGUGUAAAUUUUUUCACUCUGAUCACUAUGGUAGUAAUCAGUGAUCACAUUUCACUCCUGCUAUGUGCGUAAAAACUGGUAUGUCAAACUGGAAUAAAUGCUGGCUGCAGUAAAAAAUGUUUUUGUAAGACAUAUUGUCAAGACUUCUUGAUUGUCAACAUGCUGUGAAUAUUUUUUUCUUUCUUUUUCUUGCCAUAUAUGUUUUUAACUUAUUUUUCUUUGCAAUUAAAACAAUUAACUUUUUUACAGUUAUGUGAAAAUAAAAAGUACAAGGUUUUUUCAUUA